Molecule: messenger RNA, 1982 nt
Organism: Salmo salar (Atlantic salmon)
Lineage: Eukaryota; Metazoa; Chordata; Actinopteri; Salmoniformes; Salmonidae
Source: RefSeq, a predicted model, not a curated record
UUCAAAUGACAAAAUACUCAGAAGUAAUUAAAAUACGUAUUUCAAAUACAUGUAAUAUAAAUACUAACCAUCUCUGCCUACUACCCAACACACUGUCAUACUUCCUUAUCAAAGAAACCACACCCCCUCUACAUACAGAGAACAGUCCAGUAGGAAGCCACUCCCUGUCCUCUGGUGUAGAGUUCCAUGAAACAGAAAGUCAACUUUCACACUGCCAUUGCUCAACCUUCACACUGCCAUUGCUCAACCUUCAGGAGAGAGCACCAAAAUGGCAGAGAAUCAGGAACUGUUCUGUUGCUCUAUCUGUCUGGAUCUACUGAAGGAUCCGGUGACUGCUGCCUGUGGACACAGUUACUGUAUGGGCUGUAUUAAAGAAAGCUGGGAUCAGGAUGUUCUGAAAGGUGUCUACAGCUGUCCCCAGUGCAGACAGACCUUUACCCCAAGGCCUGUUCUGAAGAGAAACACCGUGCUGGCUGAAGUGUUGGAGAAACUGAAGAAGACAGGACUCCAAGCUGCUCCCCCUCCUGCUCUGUGCUAUGCUGGACCUGGAGAUGUGGCAUGUGAUGUCUGCACUGGGACCAGAAAGCAGAAAGCCCUCAUGUCCUGUCUGGUGUGUCUGGCCUCUUACUGUGAGACUCACCUCCAAUCUCACUAUGAAUCUCCUGCUUUGAAGAAGCACAAGCUGGUCAAAGCCACCGCACAACUACAGGAGAAGAUCUGCUCUCAUCAUGACAAACUGCUGGAGGUUUACUGUCGUACCGAUCAGCAGUGUAUCUGUUAUCUGUGUACAAUGGAUGAACAUAAAGGCCAUGAUACAGUGUCAGCUGCAGCAGAGAGGACUGAGAAACAGAGGCAGCUGGGGAUGAGUCAGCAGAAGGUCCAGCAGAGAUUCCAGGAGAGAGAGAAGGAGCUGAAGGAGCUCCAACAGGCUGUGGAGUCUCUCAAGCGCUCUGCACAGGCAGCAGUGGAGGACAGUGAUCAGAUCUUUACUGAGCUGAUCCGCUCCAUUGAGAGAAGGAGCUCUGAGGUGAAGGAGCUGAUCAGAGCCCAAGAGAAGGCUCAAGUGAGUCAAGCUGAAGGACUCCUGGAGCAACUGAAGCUGGAGAUAGCUGAGCUGAGGAAGAGAAGCACAGAGCUGGAGCAGCUCUCACACACAGAGGAUCACAUCCAUUUCCUCCAGAGUUAUCAGUCUCUCUCAAAUAUCAGUGUAUCUUCAGACUUACCCAGCAUCGUUGUCCGUCCUCUUCAGUACUUUGGAGAUGUGAGUAAGACUGUGUCUGAACUGAGAGAGAAACUAGAAGACUUCCUUAAAGGAGAAUGGACCAAGAUCUCCACUACAGUGAAUAUAGUGGAUGUUUUAAUGCCUCCAGAGCCCAAGACCAGAGAACAGUUGUUACAAUAUUUCUGUCAGCUCACACUGGACCCAAACACAGCGCACACACACCUCUCUCUGUCUGAAGAGAACAGAAAUGUGACCUGUACAGGCCAAGUCCAACCAUAUCCUGACCAUCCAGACAGAUUCACCAACACCUACCAGGUUCUGUGUAGAGAGGGUCUGUCUGGGCGCUGUUACUGGGAGGUGGAGUGGAGUGGUGGAUUUGUUAAUACAGCAGUCUCCUAUAAAGACAUCAGCAGAACAGAGAAAGGGAGAUAUAGUGGAUUUGGACACAAUAACAAGUCCUGGAGUUUAGAGUACUCUAUGGGUGGUUAUUGUUUCAGACACAAUAAUGUUUUGACCGAAGUAUCAGGUCCUCUGUCCUUCAGAGUAGGAGUGUACCUGGAUCACAAGGCAGGUACUCUGUCCUUCUACAGUGUCUCUGACACAAUGACCCUCCUCCACAGAGUCCAGACCACAUUCACUCAGCCCCUCUAUCCUGGGUUUUGGCUCAAUGGAACUGCUGAGCUGGUUAAACUGUAUUAGGGUCCACAUAGAUACUAGUCAUGCUGGUGUAGUCUAUAGCUGAGCUGGUUAAACUGUAGUA